AUGCCGACGAAUUCGAAAAUGGCCAAGUUUCUUCAAUCCUAUGGAUAUGAUCUGAUUCUGGGAGCUAUAGCUGCAAUUUAUGUGCUCAUGGCACCAUACACUAAGGUGGAGGAGAGCUUUAACGUACAGUCAAUGCACGAUAUUCUUUACCAUCGCUAUCGUUUGGAAUCUUACGAUCAUUUGGAGUUCCCUGGUGUUGUCCCUCGAACUUUUAUUGGAGCCUUUACAGUCUCUUUUUUUGCAUCGCCCCUUGUUUUCAUUAUCAGCUUUCUUGGCUUCCCCAAAAUUUAUAGUCUUGUUGCAGCUCGUCUCGUGUUGGGCUGUAUCAUACUAUCCACUCUUAGAUUUUUCCGGAUUCAGAUAAGAGUAAAGUUUGGACAUCAAGUGGAAUCUUUCUUCCUACUUCUCACCAGUCUUCAGUUUCAUUUUCUUUUCUACUGCACUCGUCCUCUACCUAAUAUUCUAGCUUUGGGAUUAGUUAAUCUGGCAUAUGGUAAUUGGUUUAAGGGAAACUUCUAUUCAGCUUUGAACUUCCUGAUUUUUGCCACUGUAAUCUUCAGAUGCGAUGUGAUAUUAUUGCUUGCACCUAUCGGUCUUGAGUUUUUGUUGACCAGAUCGAUCUCCUUCUGGAAAACGCUCAAGUAUUGUGUUGGAACCGCUGUGGUGGCUGUAGGUCUUGCCGUUUCCGUUGACUCUAUCAUGUGGAAGAAGUUUGUCUGGCCAGAAUUUGAAGUUUUCUGGUUUAACUCCAUUCUGAACCGGAGUUCUGACUGGGGUACACAUUCGAUUCAUUGGUACUUCACAUCAGCACUCCCACGGUCUUUGCUUGUAGCUUAUCCUCUUUCCCUGUUUGGUAUCUUACUUGACAGAAGGGUUCCAUUCCUUACUAUUCCAGUUAUAUCCUUUGUUAUGCUCUACUCUAAGCUUCCACACAAGGAACUCCGCUUUAUUAUUAGUUCAGUGCCAAUGCUCAAUUUAUCUGCUGCUGUUGCUGCUAGCAGAAUCUACAAGAAUAGGAAGAAAACUAUUUGGAAACUGGCAAACAUGGUUAUGCUAGCAUUAUUUGCAAUCAGUGCAGGGUGCACCGUCGUCACAUUCAUGGCAUCUUACAAUAACUAUCCAAGCGGCUAUGCUCUUAGGCGCUUGCAUCAUAUAAGUGAGUGCUUAUUCUUUUCGAGAUAUCGUGUUAUUGCAGCAGCGUUUACUUUGGAACCGAACAAGAAAAUAUGGCCAUACUGCAAAUGCAGUGGGAGAAGAGUGGGUUCACAUAGACACUUUUGGUGCUAUGAAUGGAAUAUCGCGCUUUUGUGAAUAUGCUUUUCCGUGGAGGUGAGUUAGGUUGAUUCUGCUUUUUUAGCUGUCCUACCCUUUUUUAGUGUUGGUAGAAGUAAAGGAGACAUCAAGGUAUCCGGAUAACAACUUGCCUUUUGUGCUAGAGAGAGGCAUCUGUUUGUUUGCCAUAUUCAUUUUCUUGGAGACGAAUACCACUAACUGGGAAAAGAUCAUGUGUUGCUCCACGGCCUUUGAAUAUGUAAAGGAGGGUGUAUCUGUUAGCUAUUUAGGAGGAUAUAUAUAUAUAUAUAUAUAUAUUUUUUUUUCGGCAGAUACUCAAAAGAGGAAGAAAUGGUGGUGGAGGAGUUACGAAACAGAAAUUUCACGUACCUUGUGAACGAGCACCCGUCUGUUGAUGGAUACAAGUGCGUGUUUUCUGAAGAAGGCUUCGACAGAAUCAAACUGCAGCGAGGUUUCCCUCCCAUUGUUCUGGUAAGAAGCGCCAAAGUAUACGUGCACCGGGAUAUGAAGACGGAUGACCAGUUGCAUAAGAAAUGGCCAGGAUGUUAGAUUCAUUGUUUUGGUCGAUGUAGCACAUGUUUGUUAUCCUGAGAGAGAGGAGAAGAUGUAACGAUACCCAUAUAUUUUCACAUGUCUGUCGCUGUUCUGAUUCCUUGUUAUGGUCGAUGUAGCACGGCUUUCUGAGUUGACUGUUCUGGUUCGAGACGCUCACCAUUUCAUUUCAAGGUGAUCUAAGAGUGUCUUAUUAUAAUGUUAGGUAAUAAUGCCUACAGUGUUAUUUUUUUCUAAAGAGAAA
Eruca vesicaria subsp. sativa (arugula) is the source of this 2089-nucleotide messenger RNA. NCBI's taxonomy places the organism in Eukaryota, Viridiplantae, Streptophyta, Magnoliopsida, Brassicales, Brassicaceae. The record is from the annotation of a GenBank genome assembly.